Ilex paraguariensis (yerba mate) is the source of this 846-nucleotide messenger RNA. Lineage: Eukaryota; Viridiplantae; Streptophyta; Magnoliopsida; Aquifoliales; Aquifoliaceae. The record is from the annotation of a GenBank genome assembly.
AUGCAUCAUUUUUCACCUCAUCAGGGGAAGGAGGUGACGUGGAUUUUGGCCAUGGAUUUGGAAUGGCUGUUGGAGUACUUGAAGGGUAUGUUGAAGCCAACUUUGGCUCUUGUUGUGGUGCUCAUGGCUGUGAUAUUGUCAUACAUGCAGAAGUUGGGUUUGGGCGGUGAAAUGGUUUAUUCAAUCUUCAGAGCUUUUGUUCAGCUCUCUAUUAUUGGAUUUGUUCUUGAGUUUAUUUUCACCCAGAAGAACGUUGGCUGGAUUGUCCUCGCUUACCUUUUCAUGGUUUGUGUUGCUGGUUAUACAGCAGGCCAACGCGCUAAACAUGUCCCUCGUGGGAAGUAUGUUGCAGGAGCCUCCAUUCUGGCUGGAACAGCAGUGACAAUGUUCUUGUUAGUUUUGUUGAAUGUUUUCCCUUUCACUCCACAGUAUAUCAUCCCUGUUGCUGGGAUGAUGGUUGGCAAUGCAAUGACGGUGACUGGGGUUACAAUGAAAAGACUCCGAGAUGACAUCAAGAUACAAAUGAGCCUGGUGGAGACAGCAUUGGCUCUUGGGGCUACUCCCCGUCAAGCAACGCAUCAGCAAGUGAAAAGGUCUCUUGUUAUUGCACUCUCCCCUGUUUUGGACAAUGCCAAGACCGUUGGUCUCAUAUCACUUCCUGGUGCAAUGACUGGCCUUAUAAUGGGAGGAGCUUCGCCAUUGGAGGCCAUUCGGUUGCAGAUUGUUGUAAUGAACAUGCUUCUUGGGGCUUCAACUGUUAGCAGUAUCAUGUCGACAUACCUCUGUUGGCCUGCCUUCUUUACCAAAGCCUACCAGCUAGAAACGAAGGUGUUUAUGUCGGAUUGA